AUGGCAUUGUGGAACACGAGCGUUUCAAAGUCCCCUACAGGGAACAGAUUGAUAAAACUCCUUUUCCUCGUCAGUUGUGGCCUGGUCGCGACAGUAACAGGGGAGCCCAAUGUUUUCUCUCUUCCCCUCCACAGAAGUGAACGUCGCUCGGUUGUGAAGCGCGACCAUGCCGGGGUUCUACUGGAAAAUGACUAUCCCUACGGACUGUACUGGGUAAAUGCGACAGUGGGGACCCCUGGGCAGUUAGUGCAGCUUCAGAUCGACACUGGUAGCAGUGAUGUAUGGGUGUUUGGUCCGCACUCUUGUGUCCAGUCCACGUCCCCUUGCCUUGGUGGCUAUUAUGAUGGCUCCCAAUCAAGCACAUAUAAGUUGAUCGAUCGAGGCGGGUUCAAUAUUACGUACCAAGACAACUCGGGAGCCAGAGGGGACUAUGUCUCAGAUAACUUCGCGAUCGGGGCAGUAGGCAUCAAGGACUUGACUAUCGCGGUCGCUACAGAGGCGACGGGCGCUGGCACGGGCACAGGCGUCAUGGGCAUCGGGUUUGACUCGGACGAAUCCAUAGUGGCCAGUGGUGGCAAGCCCUAUAAAAACAUUAUUGAUGUGAUGGUCGACCAAGGUCUCAUCAACUCGCGUGCCUACAGUCUAUGGCUCAAUGAUGUUGGUGCUCAGACAGGAACUAUUCUGUUCGGCGGCUAUGAUACGGGUAAAUUCAGGGGCAAGCUGGUCGCGUUGCCCAUCCAACCCGACCAAACUGGGCAGAUCACCUCUAUGUCGGUCGCGUGGACAUCUCUAUCAAUUACAGAUCCCACGCAGGGCACUCAGACCCUAACGGGGAGUAACUUUGCCCAGCCAGUGAUCCUGGAUUCAGGGACUACCUUGACAUAUAUCCCUCCCGACCUAUAUUACCAGGUCGCCUCUUUUGCUAAUGUCAUGUCUGCCCAGAACAAUGACGGCGGUCUUGUCGAGUGCGAGGUUAUGCAGUCUUACAAAGGGACCCUGGAUUUUGGAUUCGAUGGCGCUGCAGGGCCAGUGAUCUCCGUUCCCUUCUCAGAGCUAUCUUUCCCCUACACAGACCAAAAUGGGAACGCCGAGAAAUUUGACAACGGCAACACUGUCUGUCAAUUUGGACUUGCACCGGCUGAGGAAAACGCCCCGCUGCUAUUUGGCGACACCUUCCUUCGCUCCGCAUAUGUCGUGUAUGAUCUGGACCGUCAGCAGAUAGCCAUUGCUCCUACCGUCUUCAAUAGCGACAUCACUAAUAUUGUGGAACUUGGCCCACCUGGAUCCUCUGCAACCCCCACUUGGCAUGUUGCGAAUGCGAUCAGCGUCCAGCAGAUGGCGACAGGCCCGCCAGAAAAACCAGGGUUAUUUGCCGCGGGCACAGCCACAGUUCCGAUUUCUUUCACGCAAACAGCCAGUGGCUUCCAUCUCUCGGGGUCCAGUAUCCCUCCUACUAGCGGGCCUUCUCAAUCAAGCGGCAGCGCCGCCUCAUCGGGUUCGACCGCCAGCGGUGGCGUCCUAGCCAACGUCGCCAUCGGCUCUCUGUUUGUAUUUAUAGGUUCUACGUUACUUUUGGUCGCAUGA
Molecule: messenger RNA, 1584 nt
Organism: Aspergillus udagawae
Lineage: Eukaryota; Fungi; Ascomycota; Eurotiomycetes; Eurotiales; Aspergillaceae
Product: pepsin-like aspartic protease
Exons: 3
Coding region: 1-1584 (527 amino acids)
Biological process (GO): proteolysis
Molecular function (GO): aspartic-type endopeptidase activity
Source: RefSeq, a predicted model, not a curated record